Messenger RNA from Ostreobium quekettii, 1146 nucleotides. The record is from the annotation of a GenBank genome assembly. NCBI's taxonomy places the organism in Eukaryota, Viridiplantae, Chlorophyta, Ulvophyceae, Bryopsidales, Ostreobiaceae.
AUGCUCGCCCACCGACCGGCCAAGGGGCGUCCGGGUGCGGUUGCGUCGCCCCACCGGCCGAAAGCCCUCCCCCUGACCCCCUGUCGGAGAGGUGCGCGGGCCCGAUGGCCCAGAAUCGGCACCGUCCGCGCCGUGCAGGACACCCAGAAACAGGCGGAGAAGGAGAGCCAGGCGGGCGAGCUUGAACUGGAGAGCGAGGGGUCGGCGGCGGCCCAGCUGCUGGGCAUAAGGGGCGGCAGCAAGGAGACGGACAAGUGGAAGAUCCGGCUGCAGCUGACCAAGCCGGUGACCUGGGUGCCGCUGAUUUGGGGCGUGGUGUGCGGCGCCGCGGCUUCUGGCCAGUACGAGUGGAGCAUCAACGACGUGGCGCGGUCGCUGGCGACGAUGGUACUGGCGGGGCCGCUGCUGACGGGCUACACGCAGACCAUGAACGACUGGUACGACCGCGAGAUCGACGCCAUCAACGAGCCCAACCGGCCCAUCCCCUCGGGCGCCAUCGCGCCCUGGGAGGUGAUCGCGCAGAUUUGGGUCCUGCUACUGGCAGGCGUGGGCGUGGCCUACGGCCUGGACAAGUGGUCCGGGCACGACUUCCCCGUGGUGACGGCCCUGACGUUCUUUGGCUGCUUCAUCUCGUACAUCUACUCGGCACCGCCGCUCAAGCUGAAGCAGUCGGGGUGGAUCGGGAACUACGCGCUGGGGUCCUCCUACAUCGCCCUGCCCUGGUGGGCCGGCCAGGCCGUGUUCGGGACGCUCACCCUGGACGUCAUGGUGCUCACCGUGCUGUAUUCGAUCGCUGGCUUGGGGAUCGCCAUCGUGAAUGACUUCAAGAGCAUCGAGGGCGACAGGGCGAUGGGUCUGGAGUCACUGCCCGUGGCUUUCGGCGUGGAGAAGGCGAAGUGGAUAUGCGUGGGCAGCAUCGACGCCACGCAGCUGUGCGUAGCGGCCUACAUCGCUUGGGGGCUGCACGACGAGACCAAGGCUCUCAUCCUCCUGGCACUCAUCCUGCCGCAGAUAUUCUUCCAGUUCAAGUACUUCAUCCCCGACCCCGUCGCCAACGACGUGAAGUACCAGGCGUCCGCGCAGCCCUUCCUGGUGUUUGGUCUCCUGACCACAGCGUUGGCAGUGGGGCAGUACAACAUGGGGUGA